This is a messenger RNA of Prorocentrum cordatum, 6717 nucleotides long. Lineage: Eukaryota; Dinophyceae; Prorocentrales; Prorocentraceae. The record is from the annotation of a GenBank genome assembly.
GCGUAGUCGACGGCUUCACCACCGCGAUGCUCCGCUCGCCAGUCGAGAUGGGAGCCAUCUUGGACCAGCGGGCACAUAUCGAGCCCUACAUGGACGUGAGGCUCAAGAGGGACAGGAUGCUAUACUACCAGUUCGUCCGUGACCUUUUCGAGUCCAACCUUGUGGAUUUCGGGACGGACGCUUUCGAGACCGUCUACCCGUUCUUCGUACGCAAGAAGUCGGGCAAGCAACGGCUCGUGUGGGACUGCCGGGUGGCCAACAUCCGCUGGCGCAGUCCGCCCAAGAUCCGCAUGGCGAGUGGCUCGGCGUUCGCAGGUUUGCAGAUCCCGACGGAGCUGCAGGAGCACGGCAUGUGGGGUGCUGGCUCCGACAUCGCGGACUAUUUCUUUUGGCUCGCCAUGCCGCCUGAUCUACGACCUUUCUUUGCGCUGCCGCCUGUGCCAGGCGCUCUGUUGCUCGAGUGGGGUGUCCCCGCUGCUUUGGGCGGGGCACUCCAUGGCCUUUUGGAGGUCAGACCUCGUCUUCGCUCCGUGCCGAUGGGCUGGACUUGGGCGAUGUGGCUGGCGCAGCGUGUCCACAUACAUCAGAUCUGUCUAGCUCUGCCCUGGGCGCCCUCGAGACUCAUGGAGGAGGGGGCCCCUGUUCCUGAAUGGCGCUCGGAUCUGCCGGUUCUGAAUGUGUAUUGUGAUAACUUAAUGGUUCUUGCGACGUGCCCCAAACUGGCGAGGGAGACUCGGGAUGCCGUCAUCGUCCAGCUCGUCAAGUCAGGCUUUGUCGUUCACGAGGUCUUCGGUCCUGUUAGGCAGUUCACCGCUCUGGGUUACUAUAUCGACGGGGGCGCUAUGAAGGUCUGGGUCGAUCCGAUGCGCAGGGAGCGAAUUGCCGCCGCUGCCCGAGCUCUGGCGCGACGGCCUCGGAUUACAGGUUUGGCGCUGAGUCGGUUCAUCGGUCACUGCAUCGCCGCCUUUCUCAUCUUCCGCCCGGGCCUCUCGGUAUUUAGGCGCAUGUAUGACUUCGCUGCUAAGUUGGGGGCCGCCCCAGGACGUCUCUGGACGGAGGCCGCUCACGAGGCUCGUCAGAUAUCUUAUCUCAUCCAGGUCACCAUGUCGGAUCUAUGCCUGGAGUGGUCGGAGAGGGUCCUUGCUACCGAUGCGUGCCUGUCGGGGUUUGCCGUUGCUGCUACGCGUUGGCCUCAGGAGGUCAUCAAGGAGUACGGGUCUGUCCGGGAGAAGUGGAGGUAUCGGAGUCGUCUGCCAUCUGCGACUGCGCCUCGCGAUGCUGCCCUGCCUGCCUUCGGCGACCCUUUCAGUGACGUCAACACCGUAAAGACCAUCGUCGAGCCGAAAGCUUUUUCGACGUACGAGCCGAACCCCGAUUUCGCCGAGAUCGACCCGAGAUACCUCGACAAGGAAGACUGGAAGCUACAGUAUGCCUCAAGGUUUCGUGGUCGUGAUGGCCCCAUCUCCGUGCUUGAGGGUGUCGGCAUGGCCUCUGGGGUUCGCCAUACUACGAGGGGCCUCUAUGGUUUUCGAAGGCGACACCUCUUACUUGGGGACAAUCUGGGGACUGUGCUGGCCAUGGAGAAGGGCAGGUCGUCGUCUUUUUCUCUCAACAAGUCAUGCCGUAAGACCGCAGCCUUUUCAGUGGCUUCGGGGUCGCGCUACGUGUACCGCUGGAUCCCCUCAGAGAGCAACCAUGCCGACGAGGGCUCCCGCCUCUGGGAGCCGCGCCGGCGUUCGGCCUGUGCAGCGGACCCUCCGCCCGGCGCAGGAGCCACCGUCUCGCUCGCGGAGUGGCUGGAGCUGGACGAAGAGGCCGUGGAGGGGCGGGACACCUUCCUCGAGUCCAGUUCGGUGAGCACCAAGACGUACAAGGACUACGAACAGCGCCACUCGGAUUUCCAGGAGUGGAUCGCUCAGAACCGGCUGUCGAUCAAGCUGGAGAGGCAGCCCGACCUCGUGCUCACAGACUACAUCAACCACAUGUGGUCGACGGGGCACGACGUCUCGGAGGGAUCCAAGGUGCUGGCGGCGUACAUGUAUUUCUACCCCGACUACUCGAAGGCCGGGAGGAAUGUGCUCCCGCGGGCCCGCAAGGCCCUCCGGGGCUGGAGGAGGCUCGAGCCGGGCAGGACCAGGCCGCCGAUCCCGCUGCACCUGCUCGGCUUGCUGUGGCUCGAGAUGAUACACAUGGGGUCCCCUCUCAUGGCUCUGGCGCUGGUCACGAUGUGGGUCGCAUACCUGCGGCCGGGGGAGGCCAUGAGGUUGAAGGAGAAGGCCCUGGUCUCCCCGCCGCGUACUUCUGCGUCGGCCCUGUGGAGCCUGCAUAUGCACGAGGAGCUGGAUCAGCACCCCUCCAAGGUCAACCUCUUCGAGGAGAGUCUGGUGCUGGACUCCGCCGACCUCCCAUGGCUGGGAGACUUGCUGGCAGGACUCAGGAAGGGGCAACCAGACAGGCUGUUCUUCGAUUUCAAGUACCCGCUCCUCGGCCAGGCUAUGUUGGGGGCGGCCAAGAAGAUCGGACUGGAGAAGCUCAAGAUCACCGCUUACCACAUGAGGCUCUCGCAAGCUCUCGCCUGCGCCGGUGUCCCAGCAGAGGCCUGGGACAUCGAGCAAGGCGAGGCGGCAGAUUUUUUGAGGACUGAGUCUUUACGCAAGCUGGAGAAAGAGAUCGUGGUGCCUGAGGCUCUGCUUGCCGCCGAGCCUGUCAGCGGAGAGUGCCGUCUCCUGGCGGAGCUGGUCGGGCGCUCGAACCAGUGCGUCUGCCAGUGCGACUGUCGCUGCCACUCGGAGGCCGCCUCGGGGAUCGGACUCACGGCCUUGCUCGGGCUGCUGGCGUUCUUCUCGGUCAUCGCCUUCUCGCUUGGCCUGCUGAUCGGCUGCAGCUUCGGACGCCGCAGCUUGAGCACGCCGCCGGUUGUGAGCGACACGCUCGUGUCCAUCAUCGAGGACGCGGGCGGGGCAGCGGUGGAAUGGCAUGAGCGGAUCUUGCUAGGCCACAUCAGCGACGCGAAGUGGGUCGUCGUCUCGCGGGACUGGGACAUAUUCGAGGAGGACUUUGCUGAGGCCGACGACCUGAAGCGGUUCCUGGCCAACGGGCAGGCGCCCGCGACGGUGCGCGUGCUUCCUCACUACCUGGUCGACCACUACCGGUUCGGCCAGGACAGACAGUACUACAUGGACACGGGAGAGGCUCUCGCGCGGGGCCUGCGUCCUGGCGGGGCUGUGGUCCCUGCGGCUGUGCCGAUCGCGGCGGGCGCGGGUGCCGGGCCCGCCGCGAAGUGGUGCGCGCUGGAGGCUCGGGGCAGUGUGGGACUUGGUGAUGCCCUCACCGCCUCGCUGGGGUCCGUCGAGUUCGAGUCUAACGAUCGGUGUAUCUUCAAGCUGACGGACGGCGCAGUUCUGAGCGGAUGGCUCGAGGGCACGCUGCCAUCGGGCCCCGCUGCAGGGAGCGGAGACGACUCCCGCAUCCUGCCUGCCAGGCAGGACGCACAGCAGCGCUAUCGCCGCUCCUUCGCGAGCGCGCUGCUGGACAUGAAGCCCGCUGACUUCGGCAAGAGCUGGGAGAUCGAGGGUCCGCGCUCGACGUACUACACGGCGGAGCGGAUCUACGAGGGCAACCACAGCCCGGUGCAACGGCACUACUGGUGGCGCUCGGUGAUGGGGCUGUCGGCGACGGACGUCGGCGUGGACGAACACUUGCUGUUGUCCCAGCUCCUAGAGGUCGGCAUGACGAUCGAUCAGAUGCAGGUCUGCAACUUGGCGACGUUCGAGCUCCUGAGCCGGCGUUAUAAGAUGUGGGAGAGCGCCUGCAAGGAUCUGCUGCGAGAGGUGGACACGGGCGGCUCGGGCGGCGACGACUGGCUGAGCGAGCGCUCGCUGUUCCUCGGCGUGAAGAAUCUGAGGAGCAGCGCCAUCGUCAUGCCUGAGCUGGAGGACUACGUGGCGAAGGAGCUGGCGGCCCGCGCCGCCGUGCUGAAGGAGCGCCGCAAGGGCUUUCGUGAGGGGUUCAGGGCUGGCAGGUGGUGCCACCCUGAGGCGCUUUCAGCUUCGCAGCAGAUGAGGCAGCGCGACGUUCUGCCGAUCUCCCUGGCGGCCGCCUCGGAGAUCUGCGCUGGGGGUGCCAGCGGGCUGGGCCUGUCUCAGAGCCAGCGGCGGCGGCUUCGACGUCGACGUGCUCAGGAGGGCUGGCUGUUCGAGGGCAUCCGCGCCUUGAACGAGCUGGGCGCCCCGGAGCCGCUGGCGGCCUCGCCCUCGUCCUUGACUUCAGCUCAGGUCUCGGCCGUUCGACACCAUGCUCGGCAGUGCGGAUCAGUCGUCGCUCCCCCGCCUGACUGCGGGGGCGCCCUGGGAGCGUGGGAGGCGCUCCAGGGUACGCGGCCCGGCUACGCGGAUGACGCGAUGGCCGUCGGUGCUCGGGCGAACUUCGAGCGAGGGAACGUGUCGCUUCCCGCGGGGCUCUCUGGGCGAGUUGCGCUGAGUGAGUGCCUGCCGCCCGCCCUGCAGUCUGCGCUUGAAGCUCUCGCUCAUCUCGAAUGCGAGCCUCAUGUGAUCCCCGUGCUGCACGGGGGCGAUGUCGAAGUCUGCUAUUACCAGUUCGCACUUCCUGAACAGUACAGGUGUUUUUUCGGCCUGCCCUCCCUGCCUAUUGCGCACCUGUCCCCGGACCUCGUCGCCGCGCUCCCGGAUGCGGCUCGUAAUCGGGGCUGGGCCCGCGUGCGGGCUCGUGUGGUGCCGAUGGGUUGGAAUUGGGCCGUGGCUCUUGUACAGGCCGCCAACCAGUAUCUGCUCAAUAAAGUUUUCCCCGAGGCCCCGUGGCUCCUUGAUAAGGUCCCGCUCCCGCCUCUUGGCGACGUUGGGUCGCUUCGCGGACUUUAUAUCGACAACUUCGUUUCCAUUGCCCAGUCUAAGUCGGUUGCAACCUCGGACGUCGAGAGUAUGCAGUCUCAGCUCGCGGGCCUUGGGAUCGCGUCGACCUUGGAGACCUCGGAGGCGGGGGACAACGACUUCAUAGGUUUUACUCUGGUGGGCUCGUCUGGGGAGUGGCGUCCUAAAGCUAAUCGGUUCUGGAGGUUGAAACUGGCUGCCGACUAUCUUCUAGAGGUUCGACCUGCUAUCACAGGGCAGGAGCUGGAGCGUUUCGCGGGCCACGUCACGGCUCUGUUUUCGCUUUCCCCGGAGCUCUUGUGCCUCAUGGAAAAGGCGCCGCGGUCCCGGGCUCUGGACCACCAGGAGGAGCUGGAGAUCUCGGAGGCUUCGGAGGCCAACAUCCUGGGGCUCGGGCGGGCCCGCUCGUUCGCUGAGGUCCCGGCGGCCCUGGUCGAGCGGAGCUGGACUGUGGCCUACGCGGGCCGCUGGAGGGGUGUCCCGGGGUCCCAGGUCCAUCUCGAGUUCAUCAGCCUCGGCAUGGGGGCCAAGCGAAAGUGGCAGUCCAUGUCCAGCACCGCCUGCCUGCCUCCAGCGCAGUUGCAGCUUGCGGCCCUGUCCGACUCCGACGACGUGGGCGAUGCGGGCCCGGGCUGCUCCAGCAGCCAUUCUGUCGGCGCGCUGACGGGCCGCGGCCGCGGGAACAGCGGUCGCGCUGGGCCGAGCGCCCCUGGGGCUUGCCUGCCCAUCCGUCCUGGUGGCGCACGGCGGGUUGCCCGCUCAACCCCCUCUGGCCCUGGGGGCCGCCGGGGCUCGGGCCGCCUGGAGCGCCUCCGGGCGGCGACGCGGGCGCGGCUGCUGCUGCUGGCCCCGCUGCUGACCGGCCUCCAGCAGGAGCGGAUCCGCCCGGCGACGCAGGCGGGCUACUGCGACGUGCUGGAGCAGCUGGCUGGCUACCUGAAUCAGUGGCCGCUGCCCGCUUGGUCGGGCCCGCAGUGGGGCCUCCAGCUCCUCAACUUCGUGGAGUGGGCGCGGGGCGAGGGGUGGUCGCGGGCGCUGGCCUCUCGGCUGCUGGCCGCCGUGGUGUGGGCCCAGCCUACGUUGGGCGGCCCGCUGCGCCAGGUCUUCCCCAACGCGCAUGCGGCCAUGCUGGGCUGGCGCCAGCUGGACCCGGGGCACAGCCGCCCGCCACUGCCCUGGGGUGUCGUGCUGGCCUUGGCGUGGGCGAUGCUGCCCGAGUGCCCGGUGGGCGCCCUGGCCAUCAUCGUCAUGUUCGAGACCUACAUGCGCCCCUCGGAGCUCCUCAGCCUGACGGUGGGGCAGCUGGUGCCGCCCACGACGUCGCGCGGCCAGGGCGCGUUCUGGGGCUUCUGCGUUCGCGUGGAAGAGCUGGGGCGGCCGUCCAAGACCCAGGAGUUCGACCUGAGCGUGCUCCUCGACUUGGACCGCCACCGCCCGCUCAUCCCGCUGCUGCAGGCGCUGAAGGCGGGGCGCGCCCGCGGGGAGCGCCUCUUCGACGUCAGCUCGAGGCAGUUGUACCGGUCCUUCGCGCUGGCCGUGCAGCAGGUGCAGGUCUCUUGCGUCGAGCCGAGCCUCUACGCGCUGCGGCACGGGGGCGCCAGCCACGAUCGUCUCGUUCGAGCGCGGUCGCUUCUCGAAGUGCAGCAGAGGGGGCACUGGCGCAGCUUUCGGAGCGUCGCUCGCUACGACAAGCACGCGCGGGUGUCCUUGCAGCUCGGCAAGCUCCCCGCGACGGUGAGGGGUCAGAUCGCGUCGCUGGUGGACCGCGGCCUCACGCCCUUCGUCGAGCGCUGCGCCAAGCUCUUGCACAGCCGCAGCCCCUCGGCCCCAG